Penicillium angulare is the source of this 186-nucleotide messenger RNA. RefSeq lists its product as uncharacterized. Bases 1 to 186 code for a protein of 61 amino acids. The transcript has 2 exons. Lineage: Eukaryota; Fungi; Ascomycota; Eurotiomycetes; Eurotiales; Aspergillaceae. The record is from RefSeq and is a predicted model, not a curated record.
AUGCCGAAGACCCUCUACACCGCGCUAGAUGAGACUUCCAUGGCCGCAUACGCAAAACUACCAGAGCCUGAAGCCAACUUAUCUGCACAUGGAACAUGUGCCCAAGGUACUGAGGUCCCAGACGACUAUACUGAACGAGAGUCGUUCGAGCUUCUCGAAGAAUUAUAUGACAGGGAGGAAUUUUAG